AUGCAGACCUCCUUUUGUUUAUUUUGUGCGUUGUUUUUCAUAUUUGGCAACAUUCAUGGAGACGAGCUCCCCAAAGGAGUUCCGCUAUCGAGAUCUUCGUUUUAUAAAGUUGGGCAGUCGUUUACUUGCCUAGAUGGCUCUUCAGAUAUACCAUGGUGGCAAGUGAACGACGAUUACUGUGAUUGCCGCGAUGGAUCAGAUGAACCCGGCACAUCUGCUUGUCUUAAUGGUCGUUUUUUCUGCCGCGAUAUGCAGUACAGACCUGUGUACCUUCCUUCUGCUUACGUCAACGACUCUAUUUGUGAUUGUUGCGAUGGUGGUGAUGAAUACGGAAGUUCUACCAAUUGUCCGUCAACUUGUGGCUCUUUGGCUGCAUCUUUGCGUGAAGCACAAUCCAUUAAACGAAAUCAAAUUGAACAAGGACAUAAAAUUUUUCAAGAAUACGUCACAAACUUAAAAGAACGUAAAGCGAAAGGACUUUUUAAUGAAGAUAAACAGUAUGAUGAAACACUGAAACUUGCGGAAUAUGAUGUCAAUAGUGAUAGUAGUAGUAGUAGUAAUGAUAAUAAUGUUAAUGACAAUGAAGGAAGUAUUCAAACAAAUGAAGAAAAUGUUGAUUCUCAUUUAUCGGUUGGUGAAGAGAAACAAGCACUGAAUGAACCGUCAUCAUCGUCAAUUGAUUCGAAUCAACAGUCCUUUACACAUGAUAAUGACAAUACACUUAUCGAACAUGAAGCAUCUUCAUUAAGUGAUACGGAGUCUCAUGAGAAAAAAGCAAGUGAAUACGAUGGGCAUCAUGUUGGUGAUGAAGACAGUCAUAUGGAUUAUGACGAAUCAAAUGUUGCUGUUACUGAUAAACAACUCGACGACGAAUCACAUCAUGAAAUCCCAGAAACCCCAUCACCUGAUGAAAAACCUGUUAUUAAAGAUAUACCAACGCCUAUUCCUAUUGAUUAUGGACCAGAAGAAGGUUUUCGUAUGCUUACUGAAUUACCAAAUGGUUGUUUAGAGUUGAACGAUCGAGAAUACACAUACAGCCUUUGUCCUUUUAAAUCAGUUCAUCAAAAAUCAAUUGGUUCAUCGAAUUCUGAUCCAGGAACAUGUAUAGGCCGAUGGGGUCGUUGGUUAGAAUCUGAUGAGUAUGAAAAGUCUUAUAAAGUUAUGUAUUACGAAAAUGGUCAACAGUGUUGGAAUGGACCAACAAGAACUACCAAGGUAUUUGUCGAUUGUGGUGAUUCAAAUCAUUUGACUUCAGUGAAUGAACCAUCUCGAUGUGAAUAUGUUAUGCAAUUGAUUACACCAGCUGCAUGCAGUGAAGAUCCUGAUGAAUUAUUUAAGAAAUUACAUCCCGAAUUUACAUUAUCAUUCGUUACAGAAGAUUUACUUAAGUCAACUACAUUAACAAAAAUGUACGAAAAGUGUUCAAUUAUCAAUGAAUUUAUUAAAUGUGAACCGAAAUCUCAAUUCAAAGGUGCAUUUAUAUUGAUAAUUGUUGGUUUAAUAUUGGGGUUUGUUAUAUUCAUGAUUAGAAAAUUACAUCGUCCAACAUUGAUCAACACUAUCAUAGCUGGUUUAACAGCAAAUCUAUUAUCGUUUGGUGUUACUUUAUUUUGUGGCUUCUUUGAAUUUAAAUACGUUGUCAUGGAUGCCAUUGUAGCAUUUGUAUUGGGUAUCAUUACUAUCUUAUUAAGUAUGAAGAUAACAUCAUUCCAACGGAGAUGGAAGAUUAUCUUAUUUAUCAUAAUAUGUGGAUUACUAGUUAUAGGAUUCCUUUCUAUUGUAUUAUCUUAUUUCUAUUGUAUCUUUGAAAUCGUAUUCAAUACAUGUUGGAUUUGUUUAAUUCUACUUGCAAUUGUUUUCACUCCAUAUUAUUUCUACUUAAAUAAUGAAUCAACCGAAUAUUCAUCCUAUUUCAUUGGUUUUAUAAAUGUAUUUGAAAUUAUCACAUUAUAUUUGUUUGUAUUAAUCACAUCAUUGGAUAUUGGACAAACCACAUUGAAAUGUGAUUAUGGCGGGAAUGAAUGAUCAAUCGAAAGAAGAUGAUGGCGAUGAUGGUGGUGAUGAUGAUAAUGAUCGAGCUUAAAUACAAAAGUUUGAUUCAAUCUUUAUUAAACAUUUACAAUCAUUGUAAUAUGAUUAUGUCAUAGUAUUGGGAUGUAUUUUUAUUAUGAUCACGAUGAGAAAACAAAAAAAGUAACUGAAAAGCUGUAUUUGUGGUCUUGACA
Messenger RNA from Schistosoma intercalatum, 2225 nucleotides. NCBI's taxonomy places the organism in Eukaryota, Metazoa, Platyhelminthes, Trematoda, Strigeidida, Schistosomatidae. The record is from the annotation of a GenBank genome assembly.